Messenger RNA from Doryrhamphus excisus (bluestripe pipefish), 8195 nucleotides. It is a transcript of the gene trps1, whose product is annotated as trichorhinophalangeal syndrome I. Gene Ontology annotation, molecular function: DNA-binding transcription factor activity; RNA polymerase II transcription regulatory region sequence-specific DNA binding; zinc ion binding. Gene Ontology annotation, cellular component: nucleus. NCBI's taxonomy places the organism in Eukaryota, Metazoa, Chordata, Actinopteri, Syngnathiformes, Syngnathidae. The record is from RefSeq and is a predicted model, not a curated record. Gene Ontology annotation, biological process: regulation of transcription by RNA polymerase II.
AUAUUAAUAGAGCCGCAGCUGUGUGUGUUGUCUUCCUCCUGUGACGUAACCCCAACAGCAAAACUGCCAAGAGAUGUCCUGUCACCGCAAAACGACAAACACCACUCUGAACAAAAUGACAACACCACUAGUCACAACAAACCGGGAGCUGCUCCGCUUCCGCUUGCCGUGGCGACCCAACGGUGGGCUCUCGGUGGCCGAAUAAGGCGCUCUUAACACGGGGAUGCGUGGCUGAACGACACUCUGAAAGUCUGUCACUUAUCAUUCGGUGUUUUGCAUGUUGGCGGCGAUCGCGUGGAAUUCAAAACUCUCUUGGUUCCUGUAAAAGGGCACCCCCUCCCAAAAAGAGCCACCUUGCAGGAUGCAGCAACAACAACAACAACAACAAAGAGACAGACCGUCUGCUUUAGCGUCCAUCUUUAGCAUGCUAGCACGGAGCUAGCUCGUCUGUAAUCAACAGGUUGUUAAAGUAGACACGUCUGACGAAGGACCCAGAAGUCAAAGACCUGGACCUGGCUUUUAAAACCUCUCCCUGGGAUCUACAUGCCAUAAGACCACCACUGGAUUGCAGCGAGUGGAUGCUAUGUGGAGUUUAAGACCCUCCUAAUAAAAAACAAAACAAAAAAACAAAACAGAACCCGACAGUUUGAGCGAGAUGGACCUGCCUGGACUCGGACAGCGGGCCUGCUGAGAAAGGAGCGGAUGGAUUAGCGCGAGUGGCUUGCGCUCGGUUUCUGCUUCCCAUUACCAGAGCGGACGGACCUCUGGGGCCCAACUGAGCCGCCUCAAGAGAACUGAUGCCCAGGCCCGGAAUCUGGCAGAAUGUUUUAGUAACCUGAUGAACAGCCGAGAGAUGGUAAGGAAGAAGAAUCCCCCUAUCCGGAGCGUGGGAGGUGAGGAAGAGGAGGAGGAAGAGGGGAGGAGGCCGGCGGGCGAGGAGGAGGAGGACGACGGCGAGGAGGAAGGGCGAGUGGCAGCCGAGGCCGACCGGAUAAGCCGCCCCUCCGAACCCGAGGAGUGCGUCCGAGGCGGAGAUGAGGAGCAGGACGAGGAGGAGGGAGAAAGUGAGUGCAUUUCCUCAUCUCUCUCGCCCUCGUCUGUCGGCACCGAGGAGCGAGGCGGGAGGCGGGGAGGAGGCGGAGGCGGAGCGGGCAGGACCCCGCAAGCAGGACCCAGACCCGAGAGCCGGUCGGACCCCGAAGACGGCGACAAGGCGCGCGACGAGGAGGAAGACGGCGACCUUGCCUCCCCUCGCCUCUCCACGCCGCGCCUCCUCCCUGCGAGGCAAGAGCCGGGAGGCGAGGAGUCGACCAUGGACACGCCCCCGCUCUCCUCCAGCCCCUCCCCCAAGCUCCAGGACUUCAAGUGCAACGUGUGCGGUUACGGUUACUACGGCAACGACCCCGCCGACCUGGUGAAGCACUUUAGGAAGUAUCACCUCGGCCUGCACAACCGCACACGGCAGGACGCUGCCCUCGACACACACAUCCUGGCUCUCCACAACAUGGCGCCCCCACACACACCUCUAGACUUCCAGGCAGGACAAGGACCCAGGACCCAAGCCAAAGAGUCUGGCAAGAGCAGGUCGGAUCUCCACAAUCAGCAGCACAGGACCGUGAUGAUGAAUGGCACAUACGACGUCCAGGUGACGUUGGGCGGCACGCUAAUCGGAAUCGGCCGUAAGACCUCGGAUUGCCAAGGCAACACCAAGUACUUCCGCUGCAAAUUCUGCAACUUCACCUACAUGGGCAGCAAUUCCGUAGAGCUGGAGCAACACUUCCUGUCCGCGCAUCCCAAUAAAGUCAAAUCCCCGCCAGCCACGCCCCUGCUGGCCAACGACAACCAGGGUAAGGGGAGGGGCCCGAUUUUAGAGGGGGCGGAACGAGUGGCCGUUCGAGCUGAAGACGACUCUCUUGUCGGCUAUUCCAUCCCGAUCCGGGCGGAUUCAUCGAGAUGGCCGGCGGAGGGACAGCAGGGGGCGUACUACUGGUGCAAGUUCUGCAGCUGGAGCUGCGAGUGGACGGGGGGGCCAGCCAAGCUGUUGGAGCACUACGAGCAACGACACAGGAUCAACACGAGGAGCCCCCACGACUCCUCUCCCGGAGACAGAGGAAUCAGACGGGAUGGAGACUUAUCCAAAAGUCGCAAGGAUCUUUUGUCCGGCUCCAACCAAGGCGAUCCCAACAGCGGCGACACGGACGCGGUGGUCACCAGCUACAACUGUCAGCUGUGCGACUUUCGCUACUCCAUGGCCCACAGCGCCGAUGUGAUCGUGGUGGCGCCGUUGCUGCUGCACUACCAGCACAAUCACUCCAUCCAGCGCUGCUGCAUCCAGCACUGCAUGUACUGUCCGCGGGGGCUCUGUCAGCCACAGAAACACCUGGGCGAGGUGUCCCACCCAUUUGCGUGCCGGAAGCCCACCUGUUCCAAAUGUUGUACCAAGUUCCCGCUGUCCGCCAAGCAGCAAGACCCUGGCGGCUCCACACCCCCUCACGCCAGAAGUGACCCCAGUGUGACCUUUCACCCCUCUAAUCCUGUCAUUUCUCAAGGCUCAGGCGUCACCCACUUGUGCGACCAGUGCGCCUACGCCACCGGCGACAUCGACGUGCUGCUGCAGCACUACGACAGCUGCCACAGCCUGAUCAACCUGAAGGGGGCGGCGCCGCACGUCAAGGCGGAGGAGGAGGCUGGGACGGACGGCAAGGAGGGCCGAGGCGGAGGCGAGAGGGAGUACUCGUGCACAAAGUGCCACUUCAUCACGGAGGUGGAGGAGGAGAUUUUCAGACACUACAGGCGUGUCCACUCGUGUUGCCGCUGCCGACACUGCGACUUCACGGCCCCCGACUCGUCGGCGCUCCUGGACCAUUUCAACACGGCCCACUGUCACGAAACCCCGCCUCCGCUAAGCUCCAUGGUGACGCCGUCCCUGACCUUCUCGGCCAAUGGCUGCUCAGCGCCCUCCACCUUAGCCAUCAAGGAGGAGAGCAAGGGGGAUCUUCGCCUGCUCUACUCCCUGGCGCCGCCCGAGGGACGCUUGGCCGAGGGGGGGCGGGAGGAGGUCAUAAAAAGCGAGGGCAGCGAGGACAAAGAAAAAGAGCGGGAGAAAGGCUGGGUCCUCGGGGAGACCAGAGGCGGUGAUCAAGCCCACGGUCUCCUCUGGGUGCCAAAGGAGAGAAUGGGACCCGAAAGAGGGGCAGGAGGCGGGAGCCCCUCGCUUUUCCCCUCCCCGCUGUCAGUGUCGUUUAUUUCCGCCAACCACGAAGCCUCACAGCAUAAACGAGGCGUGGCCUCGCCUAGCAUGGUCUACCUGGGAGAUACCAAGUCCUUUUUGGGAGACGCCAAGCUGUACGGAGGAGGGGGGCGGCCCGGAAGCGGAGCCACCACCACUGCUAUGGGAGGGGAGAAACUGAGCCAGAUGCCCCCUCAGCAGCAAUACGCAGGUGGAGGAAGCGGAAGUGGGGGAGGACAGGAGGUGAAAGCUGCUAAAGAGGAGUCCCAGUCGCUGUUACGGAGGCGUCGAGGCAGCGGGGUCUUCUGUGCCAACUGUCUGACCACCAAGACGUCGCUGUGGAGGAAGAACGCCAACGGGGGCUACGUCUGCAACGCCUGCGGGUUAUACCAAAAGCUGCACUCGACGCCCAGACCUCUCAACAUCAUCAAGCAGAACAAUGGCGAGCAAAUAAUCCGACGGCGGACACGAAAGCGCCUCAACCCCGACACGCUGCCGCCGGAAAACCCGGCGCCCAAGCAGCAGCGCAUCUCCGGCGAGGACCGCGUCAACGGUGAUGAGUCGGGGGAGAGGAGCUGCUCUUCGGUGAAAAGCCAGCAGCCGUCGCCUCGCUCUCGAUCGCCUCGCUCCACACAGGCCUUCCUCGCCAACCAGACCCUGGAGAUCCACAGACGCAUGCCGCCUCUGCUCCUGCCCUCGCAUCCGCCAUCUUCGCUGGCAGUCGAGGGCAACGGGGGCGUCGGGGAGGGCGGCGUGCUGACCAAAAUGGAAGGCAAAGGCGGUGGCAGCUCGGAAAGAGGGAGCCCCAUCGAGAAGUACAUGCGACCGUCCAAACCCUCCAGUUACUCCCCUCCUGGAUCGCCCAUCGAGAAGUACCAGUACCCCCUCUUCUCCUUGCCCCUCCCUCUCACGCUCUCACCAGACUUGACCCCCGAGUCCGACUGGCUCCGAUUCUGGACCAAGUACAAGAUGGCGGCCACCUCUGGCAUGGGCCCGGGAAGCCUCGCCAACAGCUACCUGGGCGCCAUGGCGACGCCGGUGCAGCAGCAACAUCAUCCGCAGAGCUACCAGGUGCCUUACUGCGCCUCCCCUUACUCGCCGCUCCCUCCGCCACCGGCCCCCGCUCACUACCCGGCCCCGCCCCUUCAUCCCCAAACAUCCUCUUCGUUAGAGAGCGAUGCCCCCUUGGAUCUCGCCACGAGACAACGAGGUGUCGCAGAUUGUGCGGAAAAGAGGAAGCAGGAGGAGAAGCGGAGGGGCGGCCGGAAAGGAGAGGGGGACGGCGAGGAGGAGACAGCCGGUCCGAGGACCACGGUGGAUGUGGCGACGCAAGACGAGCCGAGCAACCGCUGCCUCCACUGCGGCAUCUACUUCCUGGAUGAGGUCAUGUACGCCCUGCACAUGAGUUGCCACGGCGACCAGGGGCCAUACCAGUGCAGCUUCUGCCUGCACGACUGUGCCGACCGCUACGACUUCACCACCCACAUCCAGCGAGGCCUACACAAGGACAGGAAGCCUCAGGACCAGCGCCAGGCCACGCCGGAGGAAGGUGACGGAGGCGAUCGUAGUGAGAUGGACGUCGACGAGCGAGCUCAAGACACCACGGACGCCGGCGAGGAGGCCGGUGAUGAGCAGGAAGCGGCCGACGACGGGGGAGAUGUUGCCGAUGCCGCGGCGGAAGUCCCGCCUGAUGCGGCGAAGGAGGACACGGAGGCUCAUUAAUCCCUUCAUGGGACAGAUAAGCUGCAAGCUAGCGCAUGUCGGAAUGAAAAGCCAAUCCCAAUGCUGGAAGCACUCACAAUCACCGCACGGGACCUUCAACGCCUGGCGGCUCGGAACACGCGGUCCACUUUGGGGGUUUCAUCAACCCUGACCAUUUCUCUCGGUCCAACCGGAUUGAAUCUGGUGGUGACCAACGCACGUUCUCUGCUGUGCCAAACCAAACCGGACUGGUGGACACCAGAAGCAACCCCCCCCCCCCCCCCCCCCCCCCCCCCCCACCUCCUGGCCCGGAAUCAAAGACUCCUGGUUCAGUGUGGACGUGGCUCGCCGAUUCAAAGCCAGUCCAAACUGGUUCCCAGUAAAGCCAGUAUAGACUGGUUUAAAGCGGUUAAAAAAAGGAACCAAGAGACUCCGCCUUGUUUUCUAUUUGCCUCCGUGCCAUGAUCCGAGCUCCGUGCCUGCCUGCCUGAUAGAACAUUCUAUUAACCUGCUUAACAUUUGUAUCCAAAAAUAAGAAUAAUAUUGUAUUAGUACGAAAAGAUGCAAUUUCAUAGACUCUUCUUAUAUCAUUCUUCUUUUCUAUAAGGAUUCUUACAAAAGGUAGUGUUAUAUUACAGAAACGGUACAGGAAAAAUUGUGUGUGUGUGUGCGUGUGCGCGUGAGAUUGUGUGUGUGUGUGUGGGUCAAAGAGCGCGUCCGUCCCCCCCAUCAUGGAUGGAAACAUAAUGAAGGUUUGCUAUUUCAGUCCUCAGGGGUCACACAUGUUGCACACCAGCCUGCCUGCGUUUCUGUUUGUACAUGUAGCCAACGUCAUCUUCUCGCUUCAUGGUCGCAUCAGCUAACUUCCUCAUGGCGCCUCGUGGCCACGCAUCCUGCUUAUUGAUCAGCCGCCUGUUGGAGGACAGAAGCUAUUUUUCUACUGUUUACAUUAGAGAGUCAUGACAUGGCUUGUUGGCUUUUGCUCCUCUACCCUGCCUCGCUGCCUCGCUGCCUUAGUUGCUAGUGAACACAAAUCAGCGUGGAAGGAAAUGAAGGAAAAAGCCUUGGAAUAUUUUUCUAUCCAUGAAAGGUUUCCAGCCUAGUGCCUGCUAACGUGUUUUUCUAUCCAACGUGUUUGUGUCUUAAAGGUACGUCACGAUGUCAGCCAUCGGAAUCUUUUUUUUAACGACAGUUAUGACUGUAAAUCAUGUUUGUGGCGCCCCCUAUGGGAUGUGGUCAGAAUGUUUUGGAUGCUAGCAUGCUAGCAUGCAUGCAAUACAGUACACAUAUCCUCGUAGGGUUAAUAUGAUUAGACUAAUGAUCAAUGACUUACGGACAAUUAGUAGCAAAGUAUUCAUGUUUUGUUUGAUGGCGGCCAUGUUUUUCAAUUUGACACACUUGUGCUUGUUGGUCCCCCAAAGGUGUGCCCCAAAUUUUGUGGUCAUUGAGUUAAACGUAAAGUUACAAUGGCUGUUUUGUACAGCUGUGUGAGAAUUUUCAAGUCAAUACGACUGUAUUUUUCUGAAAAAUAAUAGCACAGGCAACACAGCAGGGGUGCAUGUUUUGGAAAAUGUUCGCCCUUUUGUGUGCAGCGCUUUAGGAGUAGAAGAGUUACUUUACACUAAGGUGUGCAAAGUGUAGCCCAGGCGCCAUUUGUGGCCCAUGUCUUUUUUUUAUUGGCCCCGUGGCACAUGUUAAAAAUGGAGAAAAAGGUCCCAUUAUUGUUGGUAUUGAAAUAUACACACCUACACUUGUUGUCAUGACAACCUGGCAGAAAAACAAAAUCCUCUUGCAAAAAAUGCUUUCAUUUGUUUGCCGUUCUUUCAUCAAUAGUAAAAAUAAUAUGCAAUUUACAUUUAGUUUUUUAUGCGACUGUUAGGAAGGGAAUAUUUCCCACGGUGUUCUGGAUGACGAGACCUUUCACUUGGAACAAAAUUGAUUUUCUAGUGCGCGUUGCUUUUUGGUACAAAAUGUUACCAAAUAGCCGUUAGGCGACCUAGCUUCCCAUUUCCCAAGAUUGAACAAACAUGGCAAUUUUGCUUUCCCUUUUUGCGGUUUCGCUCCCAAAAACACGUUUCCCGUGGAAACAAGCGACCUACACGAUAACUUUGUUGUGCAUUUUUGUCCAAGCUGGCACUAAUGUGCCCCAUGGCUUUGCCACCCCCGUCCUGUUAGACGCCAUGGUCUUUCAAAAAAUAGCUUGAUCCCAAAAAAUCCCACCUUCAAACGGGCGCAGUCUUUUGUUGUCAUUUCUCUGUCUGCUUGUCUCAUCGGGAGGCUGCUAGCAUCGCGCGUGGGAAUGUUUACGUUUGCAAAUGUAGCAAAGAAUGAAGUGAGGGGGAGAAAAAGAUGGGAGAGGUUCCCCGAGUCUGCUUGGACUCCUUCCGCUUUCUUCUCCUCGGUAAAGUUAGCCUGGAAGCGAACAGGAAGCGUUUCCGACGUCAUUCACGUUGAAUUGGACGGGACUCGCAUUGACGGCAUUUCACGUUUACAUUGAAGGCCCUGAAGUGUUUGAUUUUCACGUCGCUGUCACUCCAUUUCAUGGCCAAGGCGUACCAACACUUUUUUCUGGCGACUUCAAGAAGAAGGGAGCUAAACAGGCCAGUUGGUGCCACACAUGCAUAGGCAAAAUGUACAUUUAAUCCAUUUUUACUAGAAUUUUUGUCUCCUAUUCAUUUUAUUUUCAUAGAAACGGGAUUUUGUUAUUUGUCGUUUGUCUUCUUUUAGGUUAUUUUUCUGUCAUGUCUUAUUUUAUUCUGUUACCUUUCUGUAUGCUAUUGUUAGUUUUGGAAAAAAUGGUAUUUCAAUUUUGUAUUUUUUUUUUUUGGACCGCCAAGAAAAAGUUUGUUACACAGCUAAACUUGAAAAAAUAAUAUUGAUAAUAAUUAAUAAAAGUAACAAAUAUACUGAAGGUUGUUGUUUUUCUUUUCCUUGUUGACUCCACAUUUCCUCCAACUGCUAUAAAUACGUUGCUGUCUUAAGCCAUAUGCUUCAUGCUAUGCUAGCAUGCAGCAUCGUUUGCAUCAUUUCAUGUGUAGAGGGCUCUAAUUGUGUUAAAAAGCAUUAGUUUGCUUGUUUUACUUAUUUUCUCUUAUGUCUAUUAUAUUGGGUAAUGCGAAUAUGAGGUUCACUGUAGGGGUGUUAUUUCAUGUCUAGAGGGCUCUAAGCAUGUUAUAAAGUGUGCUUAUAAUGCGGUAAACAGGUUUUCUAUGUCUUAUUUUCCCUUAUGUCUACUAUAUUGGGUAAUAUGAGUGUGAGGUUGACU